Nicotiana attenuata is the source of this 2384-nucleotide messenger RNA. RefSeq names its product mitogen-activated protein kinase kinase kinase YODA. The coding region runs from base 225 to 2081 and encodes 618 amino acids. Lineage: Eukaryota; Viridiplantae; Streptophyta; Magnoliopsida; Solanales; Solanaceae. Gene Ontology annotation, biological process: protein phosphorylation. The transcript has 11 exons. Gene Ontology annotation, molecular function: ATP binding; protein kinase activity. The record is from RefSeq and is a predicted model, not a curated record.
UCUAUCUAUCUACCUUCCUAUUUCCUUCUCAAAGUUUUCUUCGUCAGCUACAACAACAAUACAUCCCCCCAGCCCUUUCACAUUCACAUAAAAAAUAAAUCUUGAAAAUCCAAAUUAAUUCACUAUCUCUCUGUUUCUCUUUACUAUAGCAGCAUACCAAGAAAUACACUACAAGAUUUCACUCUUUCUUGACUCUGUUGAUUAGCUCAGAACAAACAAAAAAAAUGCCUGCUUGGUGGGGAAAAAAAUCCACCAAAAAUAAAGAAACACAGUCUAAAGAAAAAGAAAGGGAUAAAUAUGUUAAACCAAGGAGUUUUGAUGAGGUACUAUGUAGAAAUUCACCUAGAAACAGUAAAGACUUAAACUUUGGUGGUUCUGGUUCUGGGUUUUCUGGUUCUGGAUUUUCUGGUUCUGGAUUUUCUGGGUUUGAUUCAGGUUCAUCUUUAGAUAAAGCUCAUCCUUUACCUAGACCUUCAGUUGGAAAUGAUCAAGGGGUUGUUUUGGGAUGUGGGUCAGUUUCAGUUUCUAGUACUAGCUCUUCUGGAUCAUCUGAUGGGCCUGUUAAUACUACUGAUCAAGCCCAAUUUGAUACUUUAUUCAGAGGAAAUGGCGAAAAUAGGUUGAGCCCACUGUCACGAAGCCCAGUUCGUUCGAGAGGGACAACUACCACAUCAUCACCUUUACAUCCUCGGUUUUCGAGUAUGAAUCUGGACUCUCCAACGGGCAAAUUGGAUAAUGAUGUGAGGAGUGAAUGUCAUCAGCUGCCCCUUCCACCUGGUUCUCCACCCAGCCCUUCUGCUUUGCCAAACCCAAGAACGUGUGGUGUUGCCGAAGGCUCAACCGUUAAUAUGUCAAAAUGGAAGAAAGGCAGACUCCUGGGAAGAGGCACCUUUGGGCAUGUCUAUCUUGGUUUCAACAGGGAGAAUGGACAAAUGUGCGCAAUUAAAGAAGUCAGGGUGGUUUCAGAUGAUCAGACAUCGAAAGAGUGUCUUAAGCAAUUGAACCAGGAAAUCAUUUUACUCAGUAACUUGACACAUCCAAAUAUUGUUCGAUACUAUGGAAGUGAACUGGAUGAUGAAACUCUAUCAGUUUACUUGGAAUACGUUUCCGGGGGUUCUAUACAUAAAUUGUUGCAGGAAUAUGGCGCUUUCAGAGAGCCAGUUAUACAAAACUACACAAGACAGAUCCUUUCUGGCCUUUCCUUUUUACACGCUAGGAAUACGGUACACAGGGACAUAAAAGGAGCAAAUAUACUAGUCGAUCCUAAUGGUGAAAUAAAGCUUGCUGAUUUUGGCAUGGCAAAGCAUAUAACUUCGUGUUCGUCGGUGCUCUCUUUCAAAGGGAGUCCUUAUUGGAUGGCUCCUGAGGUGGUGAUGAAUACAAGUGGCUAUGGCCUUCCGGUGGAUAUUUGGAGUUUGGGAUGUACAAUUCUUGAAAUGGCAAGUUCAAAGCCACCCUGGAGCCAGUAUGAAGGGGUUGCCGCCAUAUUUAAAAUUGGAAACAGCAAAGACUUUCCUGAAAUUCCAGAUCACCUUUCGAAUGAUGCAAAAAAUUUCAUAAAGAUGUGCUUGCAGCGGGAACCGUCCACACGACCUACAGCUGCUCAACUACUAGAGCACCCUUUUGUGAAAAACCAAAGUACAACAAAAGUUACUCAUGUUGGUGUAACCAAGGAAGCAUAUCCUCGUUCCUUUGAUGGAAGCCGGACGCCGCCAGUGUUGGAUCUGCAAUCCGGUGGAAGGAAUAUUUCUCCCUCUAAAGGAAACUAUGCAAGCCAUCCAGUGAUCACCAUCUCUAGACCAUUGAGCUGCCCAAGGGAAAUUGUAAAAACCAUAACAUCUUUACCAGUAUCCCCCACUUCUAGCCCAUUAAGACAGUACGAACCUGCACGUAGGAGCUGUUAUCUUUCUCCUCCCCACCCAGCUUAUGGUAUCGGGGGACAGAGUGGAUAUGAUGCGAAUGAUUACUCAAUGUUUCAAGCCAGGCCCACCACAAGAAACACACUGGAACCGUGGCUUGAAACCCCUCAAUUUAAAGCUCAGACACCGUCUAGAUCGCCAAAAAUAAGACCAAUUCUUUAGUACCAAGUGAUCGAUGAGGUGAAAGAUUUUUUUUGCAUUGCACCAAUGGAAGAAUUGCAGAAACUAUGUGCCCAUUCUUAUAUUGGGAACUCGGGAGAAUGGUAGUUCUAAGCGAUCCUUUUCUAUUUGAUGGGUGCAUCAGCAAGAGCUAUUUGGGGCGACUAGGGCGCGGUUGCAGGAUGGAGGUAUUUCAUUUUCUUGAAUAUACAAUCUGUAAAAUGUACUUCAUAUCUCAAUGUAAAUGCAAGGUGACCACUUUAUUGAAUCUAAAUUAUCGCUUCUAAAAGAUCACUGCGAGACCAA